ACACACCCUCUUCGGUAUAUAUUUGUUCUCAUGGCCUUCCCAUGCGCUCCCGUCCCAUGCCUUUGCUUCCCCUUGUUUGAUUCCCCAGAUCAACCAUCGUAGCCUGCCUUGGAGCAAACUAAUACAUAAUAAAUCUACUCAGCAACCCCAGCUCCGAGCUUUAUUCGCUUUCACUAUUCGUAUCGCGAUAACUAUAUCUAUCACAUCCACCUAUUACCCGCAACUCGACUUACACGGACGCCACACUUAUACACGAGUCUCGCAACUUUCUUCGAAACGAAAGCGAAGCAAAAAAAAUAUACUAUAUAUUUCUGCUGCUACGAAAUCAACAACAAUAACAACUACUACUACAACUACUACUACCAUCCGCCAUCAUGUACAGCCCAUACGGCUCCUACAGCUCGAUGAGCUCCUCGCAACCGAUGGACAUCCCGCGCAGCAGCUACCUGUCCCACAACUCGACGUACCAGUCCAGCUGCGCCUUCCCCUCGUGGCCGCAGCGGUCCUCGCUCACCGACGCGCACGAGGAGCGCGCGACCUCGUACCUGUCGGACGACGACCUGUUCCCCUGCGACCUGUCGGACGACGCGCACAGCAUCUCGAGCAGCUCGGGGAGCACGACGCCGACGUCGAUCGCGCGCGAGGUCGACCUGCUGCAGCUGCAGCGCGAGCAGAUGGCCAUGCAGCGCGAGGCCGUCAAGUUCCUGCUCAAGGAGAAGGAGAGCCGGCGCCAGGCGGCCAAGAAGCAGCGCCGCAGCAGCAGCUCGAAGAAGAGCCCGAAGAGCAGCAAGGCGGCGCACCUCGACGUCAUCACCGAGGGUGGAGAGUGAGGCGGACUUUCCCUCCCGUGUCGGAGAUCGAAUGCAUGCUAUACUAAUAAUGUAUUUGGACGAUGAUAUAUUUUGUUUUAACACCACCACCACCACUAUUAUUUUUUAACGACCAUAACGCCUAACCCCCAAUGAUGAGAUACCCAAACCCCUGAUACCCACCAACCACCCCCUCCCAGUGCAUAGAUAGGUACGCAUCGGCCGCCGAAUAGGCGGUGAUGCAUGACGCCGCGGCGCUGGGAUGCAUCCUACCCGCGCCACUUAUAUAUACACACAACGGGGAUUUUUAUCAUUUUAUCUAUCAAACCAAGAUGUAUAUGUCAGUCAGUCAGUCAGUCAGUCA
Hypoxylon fragiforme is the source of this 1173-nucleotide messenger RNA. RefSeq lists its product as uncharacterized. Lineage: Eukaryota; Fungi; Ascomycota; Sordariomycetes; Xylariales; Hypoxylaceae. The coding region runs from base 375 to 830 and encodes 151 amino acids. The record is from RefSeq and is a predicted model, not a curated record. The transcript is spliced from 2 exons.